AUGCGACCCCUGAAGAACCGUUGCAUUCCUGAAGCUAGGAGUUCUGAAGCUCAGAGACCAUCCGGCAAGGAUAUGCCUAAGGCUGGCAAGGAACAUGCAUCUCCCAACACACAAAAAACAUUCAACUGGAUGCUUGUGAAGAGACUGGAGUUUAUGCUUUAUGCCAUUUUUGGUAUUUUAGCUGCUAUGAGUUUUUUCAUUCCCCCAUUAUUUUUGGUUCCACUUAGCUACAGCCUAAGGAUAGAUGAGUCUUGGACUGCAUCUCUCCUGUCCAUUUUGGCUAUAGCAGACUUCAUGGGCAGGCUGUUGUGUGGCUGGUAUGCUAACCUCAACCUUACCAGGACUAUACACUUACUGACAAUGACAGUUGUUCUGAUCAGCACGUCUUUGAUGUUAUUGCCACUGGCUAACAAUUACUUGUCUCUGGCAAUAUUCACUGGCUUCUAUGGCUUUUUCUUUGGUGCGACAGUGUCCAUCCACAUCACAGUGCUGGCAGAAGUUGUGGGUAUGUCAGAUUUUGACAGUGCCUUGGGGCUCUUUAUGCUCAUUCGAAGCACUGGAGGUUUUCUGGGGCCUCCUCUUGCUGGUCUGAUUGUGGACAUGGCAGAAGAUUACAGCGCAGGGUUCUACAUAGCAGGAGCCACUCUCAUCAUAUCUAUUGUAUUUUUGGUCGUUAUAGAUCAACUCCAGCAGAAGAAAGAGCAAGAGAACGACACAGACACUAAACCAAAGAAGCAAAUCCUGCUAUUCCCUUCCCUUAAUUUCCUGAAACUUAAGACUGGAAAGUGUCAAGAACAAGAUAUGGGGGUGUGACUAUUGCUAUUUAUCUCUAAGAAAAUUUGAGGGCUUAUUUAAAUGUUUUAGUUUAAUACAUUCCAAAUCCCCUCCCCCUCCAAGGCUAUCGAAGUGGUGUUUACAAAUUUUUUGCUGAUAUUCUGUGUAGGGCUAUGCGAAAUUAAAAAAAAAAGUCACAACAAUUUGCCUGCAAAAAAACCCACAAAUUUUCACAUAUUUU
Molecule: messenger RNA, 1015 nt
Organism: Chelonia mydas (Green sea turtle)
Lineage: Eukaryota; Metazoa; Chordata; Testudines; Cheloniidae
Product: monocarboxylate transporter 7-like
Exons: 2
Coding region: 1-813 (270 amino acids)
Biological process (GO): monocarboxylic acid transport; transmembrane transport
Molecular function (GO): monocarboxylic acid transmembrane transporter activity
Source: RefSeq, a predicted model, not a curated record